UUUAGAAAUCCCAAUUUCCAAAGCCCUGUUUAGAAGCAUCCUUCUAAAUCAAACUUAACAUUUUUAACUGUACUCAUUCUGUAACCAGAAAAGGUUAUUUUGUGUUGUCUUUCUCUCUCAUCUUACCAGUGGCUCUAAUCUUUCCUUACAAAAAACCCUUUCUUUUUAUAGGAAAAGUGGAAGCAGCCAAAUAUUAUUCUGUUCCUUGCUCUGUUUGUUACUCUUCUUUUCUCCCUCUGUUCUCUAGCUGUGCUACCUGUGUGUGCUUAUUAAUUUUCCCCACAGAGACUACAAAUUAGAAGCACGCCCACCAGAGAUUCACAGUCGAUGAGAACUACACUCACCUGCCCAUUACACACUCAACAUCAACCCACAUUGCACAUUUACACCUCUGUUUUGCCUUGUAUUGUUUUGUUUUCUCCUCUUCAAAGUCUGUGUCAGUCUAGGUUCUAGAUCUCCCUCACCGCGUCAAAACAUGUCUCGCACAACAGACCCUGUUGGCCACUGGGAGGACCUGGAGACAUGGCUAAGUGUUGCAACAGACAGCCUCCUACCUAAGGCUGCUGAAACACUGAAGCAUCAGACACAGGACCAGCUGGAUGAAAUCAUAACAAGCCUCACGAGACAAGACCCAAGUCAGAGCUACAGUCACAAAGAACUAGCUAAGAUCACCGGCUCCUUAAGCCACACACUCAUCGCCACCCUUAAGCUGAGCGACAGGCACGCCGCCCAUCUCCAGCAGGAGCUAACACACGCACAACGACGUAUCGAACAGCUAGAACUGGAGGCUCAGGAACAACGGGAAUGACCUGAUGAAGUGGAACAAGGCGCCGAGGCGGAGAUCACCAGGUUAAAAGAGUCACGUGUAGCUACUACACAAGAAAUGGAACAAGUCAAGGCAGACUACGCUGAUCUCUCCAACAAGCUACAGUAUGCGGAACAUCUCCUUGAAAAGGCCAAGGCCGACUUCAGAGACAAGAACAGCAGAAUUAAAGCCCUUGAAACUCACCUGGAUGAGUCAAGAAACGAGAUCAGCCGCCUAACACGACAGCUGGGCUACAUCAAAGAGGAGUCAGACAGCUUCAGAGAGGAACUCAGACAUGCCUACGAGCUGCGCUCUGAGCCUCCGAGGACACGACGGACACCAGUCUCACCCCCGCCAAGCAGGCCCGGGUCCCCUGUUCCUGGACUGACACAUGAUCAAAAGGGGGCAGUGCUAAAACACCCAUCUGCUCCCCUCGAAGAACUUUACAUCCUGACAAAGCUAAAAGAAACUGCUCCAGCCAGCCACAGAUCAUCGUGUGGCUUGGACCUCAAGGACCUUGACAAGCUUACUAGGAACACUGGCAAAUUUACCGCAAAUGUGCCAUGUAGUCAAGAGAUCAAAGGAUAUCUGCAAGAUGUCGACUUUCAUCUGGAAAUGAGACCCAGUACCACCGACAAAGAUAGACUUUAUUUGAUCCGAGCAACAUCCAGCUCAGAGGUUCGCAGUUUCCUGGACCGACAGCCGGCCCACACAAAGACUGAUUACAACCUGUUCAGAGAAGCCCUCAUCAAAGAGUUUGCUGACCCUGAGUCGGAACAAGGACUAGUGGAUGCCCUGGAGACGAAACAAGGUUGUCAGGAAUCUUCCCAAUUGUUCUACAGCCGACUCAGAGAAGCAUACUUCGGGACUCACAAUGAACAGAAUAUGGAGGAAGACGUAAAUUUUAAAACUCUCUUCCUGAGGAAUCUUCACCCUGGGGUAAGCCACCAUCUUGGCGUCCUUGCAUGUCCACACACAAUGAGUGCUCAACAACUGCGAGACUUGGCACAAAAGGCCUACUGCAAACAGAAGAUGACAUCAGAUAAGCGCAUCAAAACCAUGGCAGUUCUCGACUUCAACACCCAGAGUCAGGGGCUGGCCCUAGAGGGCGCCCAACGUCAAGAUCAUGCCAAGCCAACACCCAAAGAGUGGAAUGCAUCCUCGUCCAACAGAGAACGGGACUCCCACGCUGGUACCCGACCUAAACGAAGGAAAAAUCACUGGGAUGGACCACAUGGACGACAACGCUCACCGGGACAUCACUGGAAAAACUCAUGGGACCAGUCAAGACCUCAUGAGAGACAUUGGAAAAUAUCGUGGAACCAGCCAAGCUCAUUUGGAAACUCAAGAGAAAGCUCAUGGGAAUUCAAUGGAAUCUCCAAGGUAAAACGACAAACAUACCCUGGAGCAACCAGCCCAAGGAAUCAACGAAAAAACUCACAAAGAUUCCAAGCUGAUCGAGCCCAAACUGAAUCCAAGCAAGAACAAAAGGCUUCAUCGUGCUUUGACUCACAAGAACUGAUUAAGAUGAUGAUAAAAGAGUUCUUCCAACAAAAUGAGGAGGACCGGAAGUGGGAAAAGAAAGAGAAACCAGAUUCAGCCUGACUAGCAACCGGACGAGAAGACAGCGACUACCUGACCCAACAAACCACAGAGAACAGCACUCCUUCACCUCACUCUCAGAGAACCGUAACUACCCUAACUUCAGAUGGACUAGAAAUCCUACCUGAAAA
Cyprinus carpio (common carp) is the source of this 2538-nucleotide messenger RNA. RefSeq lists its product as uncharacterized. The record is from RefSeq and is a predicted model, not a curated record. NCBI's taxonomy places the organism in Eukaryota, Metazoa, Chordata, Actinopteri, Cypriniformes, Cyprinidae.